CAAAAUAAAAAAGUUUGACAACCCCUGCUCCGUAAAUUUCGAUCUGUCCUUAAUGUAAAAUGAUUGAGCAAGCUUCACUGGUUUGCGGGCUAUUCAAUGGAAAACGAAAGCUAUUACUAUUCUCCCAUGGCGUCCAGCAGCGUAAAUGACCCUAGUCAAGGGAACAGCUACCAGGAGAACUUCAGCUGCUCUGAGAGUAACUCUGAGAGCAGUGCUACAGAAGAGGAAUCAGACAGUGAUGCAGCAGGAACCCGACAGGAUCAGGAAGAGCCUUGCCGGUACUACAACAGUGGUCACUGCCGGGAUGGGAAAAGGUGCCACUACCUACACGUCUGCAAAUACGCACUGAGAGGCAACUGUCGCUAUGGAGCCAAGUGUCGCCUCAAGCACCUCAGCUCCUCCUCUGACAGUGAUGGAGUUAGUGUGAGGAGGGAAAGGAGGAGGUCUCUAUCUGGAGGGAGAAGAGGAGGCGGUGGGAGAGAAAGGAGGAGAUCUUCAUCUGGAGGGGCUCAGCGUGACAUUAGCGGGCCAUACAAAUGGCAGUUGGAAGAUGGACAUGGCUGGAAGGACAUUGCCAACGAUCACAUUUUGGAGGGACAGUACUCCCAACCCAACAUUAAGGGCAUCAAUAUCUACAACACCCCCCACGGCAAAGUGAGUAUAGAUUUCAAGGCGAUGAGAGUCCGCGGUAAGAAUAAUCUGAGAGUGAGGCGUUUGGAUGGUCAGCAGACAGAGUGGAUCUGGUUCUACUCGAGUGGCAAAGGCUGGACCAAGUAUGGAGAAAAGGAUUCCAAGGGAAACUCAGGCCCCAUCCAGAGUUCUGAGAUCGAGAAGAAAUUCCAACUCAACCGUAACGGUUCUCUUACGUUCAACAUCGGCUCUGAUAUCUUCGAGAUCCGAUUCAGACAAAUGAGACAGGUGAGCGGCAAGAGGAAGAGGAAAGUUGUCCGUCGUCCAAAGUAUCAACCACCUCAAAGCGGAAAUCUAAUUGGUCGAGUGACGUCUGCUUUCCAGAGAGUGAAGAUGUCUCCAGCGGGUCAGAGUGAAUCUCCAGACUGGCAGUUUGGGGGGAAAAGUGGGUGCUGGCACACCUUCAAAGACAGUGCUGACAUUGAAGACCAGUACCAGAAGGACUUCAAUGGAUCCAUGUCCCUCACUGUCAACGGACAGGCCUACAAGCUGGACUUCUCAGCCAUGAAGCAAACCAACCAGUCUACAAGGGCGACGCGCAACAUCAGGCGUGUCUAGAGAGCAUGAUGAACAGAAUUGUUGGGUUGCUAUUACAUGCAAUAUGUUUACAUGCAAUAACCUGCCAUUAGCUCACGAACGGGAAUAAAUGCCUAUUGCAGAAAAGGACUACAGAUAUUGGAUAUACUCCUGUACACACUGUGUAUGAAACAACAUGCACAAUAACAAACUGUUUACCUUUUUCUGUGUGUUUUGUUGUUGUUGCCCCGCAAAAGCAACGUGCAUUAUCUGCAAAUUUGGUAAGAAACAUUUGAUCUGUUGUAAUGGCCUGGUGUAAUAUGUGAUAAUAAGGUAUUUAGUUUCCUGACAAGAACAACCCAGUCAAUCAGAAUGUCAUGAAGUACCAGAAAUUGCUGUAUGUCUGGACAGAAAAAGACUUUGAAGUCAGAUUUGUCUGUUAAAUAUUUUAAGCAGAUAUUGCACUUUGCCUUUGUAGGGUAUACAUGUAUGAGGAAUGCUGUAGCAGACUGCCAUGAUCAAGUAACUGGGACAUUUAGUUAACAUGUGUGUGCAUGAUGUUGAAAUGUAGGUCAUACCUUUUAUCUCAGGUGUUGUUUGAAAAGACGUGAAUAUUCAAAGCCCUAAUUCAAAGCCUUAAUAUUUUAAUUUAAUCAUUUAUUUGAAUCAAGGGUCAUAGCCAAUGAUGUAUAUACACAUCAUUGGUCAUCUAGCUUGUGUUCAUUUCUAAAAUGGCUUUUCAGAAUAAACAGCCCACUUACUUUAUACUUUACCCCUAGAUUAGUUAUAUUUUUAUUGGUGCAAUAAAUGCUCAGAAGAACUGUGAGUAAACAAAUCCCGUUACGAACAGUUGAACAGUUUGACUUUUAGCAAUGAUGAAUUGAUUAUGUUUUAUGAAAAUCAAUUCAAUACAAUCUACAGUAAUGUGGUAGUAACAAUGUUGGAAUAACACUGCGUUAAAAUGUUCCUAAAAAUGGGCUGACGCUUGUCCUAGGUACCUUCAUGUGAUUGAACGCUUAAACUGCCGUAUUGUUACUGUACACAAUGAAUAAAGACAAAAACAGUGUAUGUUUCCAUGUAAUAAGGUUUUGAUUAAAAGCAGAAUAAAUUGCAAUGAUUUUA
Molecule: messenger RNA, 2328 nt
Organism: Oncorhynchus keta (chum salmon)
Lineage: Eukaryota; Metazoa; Chordata; Actinopteri; Salmoniformes; Salmonidae
Product: protein mono-ADP-ribosyltransferase PARP12-like
Exons: 9
Coding region: 97-1248 (383 amino acids)
Molecular function (GO): metal ion binding
Source: RefSeq, a predicted model, not a curated record